CCAGCGCAUGCUGAUGGCCACCAAGGAACAGCGCAUGCUGACGGCCACCAAGGACAAGAACAUGGUGACGACCACCAAGGCCACAAAGAAUCACCGCAUACUGAUGGCCACCAAGAAUUAGGGCAUGCUGACGGCCACCAAGGAACAGCGCAUGUUGACGGCCACCAAGGAACAGCGCAUGUUGACGGCCACCAAGGAACAGCGCAUGUUGACGGCCACCAAGGAACAGCGCAUGUUGACUGCCACCAAGGAACAGCGCAUGGUGACGGCCACCAAGGAACAGCGCAUGGUGACGGCCACCAAGGAACAGCGCAUGCUGACGGCCACCAAGGAACAGCGCAUGCUGACGGCCACCAAGGAACAGCGCAUGCUGACGGCCACCAAGGAACAGCGCAUUCUGACAUCCACCAAGGCCCAGAGCAUUCUGACAUCCAUCAAGGCCACGAUGGACCAAUGCAUGCUGACGGCCACCAAGGAAAAGAGAAUGCUGACGGCCCCCGAGGACCAGAGCAUGCUGACGGCCACCAAGGACCAAAGUAUGCUGACGGCCACCGAGGAAAAGAGAAUGCUGACGGCCACCGAGGACCAGAGCAUGCUGAUGGCCACCAAGGACCAGAGCAUGCUGAUGGCCACCAAGGACCAAUGCAUGCUGAUGGCCACCAAGGAACAGCGCAUGCUGAUGGAGUCCAAGGACCAGCGCAUGCUGACGGUCACCAAGGACCAGAGCAUGCUGACGGCCACCAAGGACCAGAGCAUGCUGACGGCCACCAAGGACCAAUGCAUGCUGAUGGCCACCAAGGAACAGUGCAUGCUGAUGGAGUCCAAGGACCAGCGCAUGCUGACGGUCACCAAGGACCAGAGCAUGCUGACGGCCAAAACGCCCACCAAGGAUCAGAGCAUUCUGACAUCCACCAAGGAUCAGAGCAUUCUGACAUCCACCAAGGAUCAGAGCAUUCUGACAUCCACCAAGGAUCAGAGCAUUCUGACAUCCACCAAGGAACAGCGCAUGUUGACGGCCACCAAGGACCAGAGCAUGCUGACAGCCACCAAGGCCACGAUGGACCAAUGCAUGCUGAUGGCCACCGAGGAAAAGAGCAUGCUGACGGCCACCGAGGAAAAGAGCAUGCUGACGGCCACCGAGGAAAAGAGCAUGCUGACGGCCACCGAGGAAAAGAGCAUGCUGACGGCCACCAAGGACCAGCGCAUGAUGACGGCCACCAAGGACCAGCGCAUGCUGACAACCACCAAGGCCCAAAGCAUGCUGACAUCCAUCAAGGCCACGAUGGACCAGUGCAUUCUGACAGCAACCAAGGACCAAAGUCUUCUGACGGCCACCAAGGAAAAGAGACUGUUGACAGGCACCGAGGACCAGAGCAUGCUGAUGGCCACCAAGGCCACGAUGGACCAAUGCAUGCUGAUGGCCACCAAGGAAAAGAGCAUGUUGACGGCCACCGAGGAAAAGAGCAUGCUGACGGCCACCGAGGACCAGAGCAUGCUGACGGCCACCGAGGACCAGAGCAUGCUGACGGCCACCGAGGACCAGAGCAUGCUGACGGCCACCGAGGACCAGAGCAUGCUGACGGCCACCGAGGACCAGAGCAUGCUGAUGGCCACCAAGGACCAAAGUAUGCUGACGGCCACCCAGGAAAAGAGAAUGCUGACGGCCACACAGGAACAUCGCAUGCUAACAGCCACCAAGAAUCAGUGCAUUCUGAUGGCCACCAAGGACCAGUGCGUGAUGACGGCCACCAAGGACCAGCGCGUGAUGACGGCCACCAAGGACCAGAGUAUGCUGACGGCCACCAAAGACCCGCUCAUGUUGCCGGUCACCAAGGACCAGAGCAAAGAGGGAUCUCAGCAGGUCUGGAUCCAGGGAAUCGGGCGUUGUCUAAUCCUGUGCAAACUCAAAUGAGUGGAGGCAACAUUUUGAACAUCGUGCUGCUGGGACAGACAGGCACAGGAAAGAGUGCGAGUGGCAACUUAAUCUUGGGACU
Molecule: messenger RNA, 1994 nt
Organism: Oncorhynchus gorbuscha (pink salmon)
Lineage: Eukaryota; Metazoa; Chordata; Actinopteri; Salmoniformes; Salmonidae
Product: protein SON-like
Exons: 3
Coding region: 125-1912 (595 amino acids)
Source: RefSeq, a predicted model, not a curated record